This is a messenger RNA of Mollisia scopiformis, 1440 nucleotides long. RefSeq names its product metal-dependent amidase/aminoacylase/carboxypeptidase. The record is from RefSeq and is a predicted model, not a curated record. Lineage: Eukaryota; Fungi; Ascomycota; Leotiomycetes; Helotiales; Mollisiaceae. The coding region runs from base 1 to 1311 and encodes 436 amino acids. Gene Ontology annotation, molecular function: hydrolase activity. The transcript is spliced from 2 exons.
AUGCCCAGGUCAGUCUGGAGUGCUGUGGUUUAUCCAGCGCUUAUUUUCACCGUUGCUCUGCUUGCCAUGAGAAAUGGCAUCAAUUCCAGUCUCGCUUCUAUUAUCGAUCGAUAUCGUCCAGAUCUGACAAGCUACGAAAAGUUCUAUCGAAAUACACACCAGGACCCCGAGCUUUCCGGCGUUGAGGCCAACACCGCGGCGGUCGUCGCGUCGCAUCUCGAAGGUCUCGGACUCGUUGUUCAUUCAAAUAUCGGGGGACAUGGCGUGGUCGGGCUACUCGAGAAUGGUCUUGGCAGAACUGUCCUGAUCCGCGCAGAGCUGGAUGCUUUGCCCAGGCAUGAGCAGACCAACUUGUCAUAUGCAAGCACAAAAAUAAUGACCGACAGAUAUGGGAAUGAGCGGCCAGUGAUGCAUGCCUGUGGCCAUGACAUGAAUAUGGCCGCACUUCUGGGGGCUACCGCGCUGCUGCACGGCGCUCGGGAACACUGGAUUGGUACACUGGUCGUCGUCUUCCAGCCCGACGAGGAGGAGAAGGGAGGAGCUGAGGCUAUGGUGGAGGAUGGACUUUACUCGAUGAUUCCGGUUCCAAACAUCAUGCUUGCGCAGCAUGUGACCCCUCUGAACAGCGGAUCCGUGGCAAUUGCUUCUGGUCCUGUGCUGAUGGCUGCCGACGCUGUUGAUGUUCGAGUCUUUGGCGAACCCUGCCCUGGCAUCAAUCCUCAACUAUGUCAAGACCCCAUCGCGAUCGCAAUGCGCAUUGUGCAGAGCAUACAAGACCUGGUAAAGAAGGAAUUUGGAGAGGAAGAAGCAACCGUUGCAUGCUGGGGAUUCCACGCGGGAAUCCCAGGCGCCGACUUCGUAUUCUAUGCCGACUUCCUUCUCGAUAUUAAGACCGUCAAGCCCAAGGUCAGGGACGAGGUACUUGUUUUCGUCAAGAAGUCAAUCGAGGCACAAUGCAAGGAGAUGGACUGCCCAAAAGAUCCGCUUUUCACUUCCAAAGUACGAGCGCCUCUCACGACGAACGCCGAAUCUGCAGUGAAGCCUAUACGCGAAGCCUUCAGCUCUUAUUUUGCAUCCAAUCUUCUGCCUAUGGAACUACAGCGAGUGACAGAAGACUUCUCAGCUCUGCAAGGAUCGUUCAAAAUUCCUUACGCUUAUUGGAAUUUCGGUGGCACUUCUUCGGACGAAGAUAUCGCAUAUAACCAUUCACCAUUCUAUGCGCCUGCUCUUGAUCCAACUUUGAAGUCCGGGAUAGAUGCUAUGGCAUUGGCUACACUGGCAUCUUUUGGAUCAGAAGGGCAUGCACCUUAAAUGGUAAUCAGUCACAGUAGCUGUAGAUCUCAUCUCUACUCCAGCCCCAUGUUUGUUUGAAAUGUGUCUCUUGAGACAGGGGCAACUUUUCGCUACUUUAUGGUAAAACUUCCUCUUCAAUUCUCCUAG